Phymastichus coffea is the source of this 4882-nucleotide messenger RNA. RefSeq names its product sodium-dependent phosphate transporter 1-A (gene NaPi-III). The record is from RefSeq and is a predicted model, not a curated record. Gene Ontology annotation, molecular function: phosphate transmembrane transporter activity. Gene Ontology annotation, cellular component: membrane. NCBI's taxonomy places the organism in Eukaryota, Metazoa, Arthropoda, Insecta, Hymenoptera, Eulophidae. Gene Ontology annotation, biological process: phosphate ion transmembrane transport. Bases 511 to 2070 code for a protein of 519 amino acids. The transcript has 7 exons.
UCUUCUCCCCAGAUUGUCAAGCAUUGAUUUUCUUUUUUUUUUCGGGAAAAAGAAAAUCAAGGGAUUGUGAUUUUUUGUGAGAAAGAGAGUUAGUAAGAGAACGUCUCCGCGAAGAAGAGCUAUAAAAGCAACUACAUUUAUUUUACCGUAGUUGCUGGUAGAGAUGGGGUGAGAAAGAAAGAAGAGCAAUGCGGAAACCACGGGGCCGAGCGAUUCGGCGGCAUGAGGCAUCGUCAGAGUCAUCGCCACGUGCAACGACGAAGUCGGCCGUGAGGAAGACGAGGCUGAGCCGGCGCCGGCUCGCGGCAGCGGCAGUCGCCGCCACUCGGCCGUCGCCGUCGCGCCAGCCGGGGCAAUGAGAGCCGACCUCGGCCGCCGCAGCAUCGCCAAUCUCCGACGGACCGCUGGCCGCGCGACCCUGCGCAGCGCGCGCUGACUCGUCCCUCCCGGGCCCACUGCACGCCUCGACCCCUCGGGCCUGCGCAGCUGCCGACAGGCGCGCGUGAGAGGAUGAUGCCGCCGUACGACGAGAGCCUCGUCUGGCUGCUGGUGCUGGGCUUCUUGGUGGCGUUCGUGCUGGCCUUCGGCAUCGGCGCCAACGACGUGGCCAACAGCUUCGGCACCAGCGUCGGCGCCGGUGUGCUCACUAUUUUCCAAGCCUGCUGCCUCGCCACCUUCUUCGAGGUCGCCGGCGCCGUCCUCAUCGGUUACAAGGUGUCGGACACGAUGCGCAAGGGCAUACUGGACGUCUCGCUGUACGAGAACCACGAGAAGGAGCUGAUGCUGGGCGCACUAUCGAGCCUUAUAGGCUCGGCCAUUUGGCUGCUACUCGCCACGGCUUUCAAACUGCCGAUAUCCGGCACGCACUCGAUCGUCGGUGCUACCGUCGGUUUCUCGCUCGUCUGCCGUGGCACCGCUGGGGUCAAGUGGAUGGCUCUGUUGAACAUAGCAGCCUCGUGGUUCGCGAGUCCAGUGCUCAGUGGAAUAGUCUCGUCAUCGAUAUUCUGGCUGAUUCGCAAGUCGAUCUUGCGCUCGACGAAACCACUCGAUCAGGGCCUCAAGAUGUUACCGUUAGCCUACAGUCUCACCAUCGCCAUCAAUAUACUGUCCAUUGCUCACGACGGGCCUAAGUUGCUGAAACUGGACAAGCUACCCUGGUGGAUAAGCGUAACAGCUUCGAUGAUCACCGGCGUGGUAUCGGCUACGGUGGUCUACUUGGUGGUGGUGCCAUGGCAGCGCCGGCGCAUAAUGCUGUCUCACAGCGUGGCGAACAACGGGCGAAUAGCCGAUAUCGACCUGCAGUCAGCGGCGAGCGACGGCAACAACGAUUGCAAGGAGACUACCGCCCUGUCGGUCAUCUCGCCCUCCAACGUUAAUGGCAACUCCGUUCGCAACGACGCCUGCAGAGCUCACUUGGACGAGGCGGCGCUGCCCGGCGCGAAAGGCCAGCUGCGCGGCAACAACAGCGCGAGCCCGCUGCUAUUGUCGGCGGCCGGCGGCGAUCCCGAGUCGGUCCGCGAUCUGGACGAGGCGGCGUUGAUGGACGCCGAGCAUCCGGACGUCUCCAAGCUGUUCGCCUUCCUGCAAGUGCUCACCGCCGCGUUCGGCAGCUUCGCUCACGGGGGCAACGACGUCAGCAACGCCAUCGGGCCGCUGAUCGCGCUCUGGGCUAUCUACGCCGAAGGCUCGGCAAUGCAGAAGGCCGAGACGCCGCUUCUGAUUCUACUCUACGGCGGCUUGGGCAUUUCCACUGGCUUGUGGAUCUGGGGUAGACGUGUUAUUGAAACGCUAGGAAGUGAUUUGGCCAAGAUUACGCCCACUACGGGCUUCACCAUCGAGGUCGGCGCAGCGUUGACGGUACUGAUGGCGAGCAAAGCAGGAUUGCCAGUAUCGACGACGCACUGUAAAGUGGGCUCGGUCGUUUGCGUUGGUUGGGCCUCACAGGGCAGCAAAAGCGUAAGCUGGGCGCUGUUUCGUAAUAUCGCGUUCGCUUGGCUCGUUACCGUGCCCAUUGCCGGCCUACUCUCUGCCAGCUGCAUGGCCAUUUUCCGACAGUUCAUCGAUGUCUGAUGAGCUUUUCUGACGAUUAUAUGGAGAUGGGUGCUUCAUUUCUCUUUUAUCAAUCGUCAAUGUGUACAUUUUUUCGUAUAGUUAAUGAAAGCGCAAGCUUCUUUUUUUUUUUCUUUUCUUUCUCUUUAUAACGGAUGCAAACAAAUGCUUGCUGACGUAUAAACCAGAUUGAUGACGCUGUCGCAUCUUAAUUUACAAUGUAAAUGAUUUUUUUUUUCGAAAUAUAGCGAUUAUCAGGAAUAGUAUUUUGAUUUUCUUCGCGUAUACUUAUAACACCCAUCUCCGGCAGUUAUUUUUUUCUAUAUUUGUAACUGCUGAAGAAUUAGGCGCAAACAUUCACACAACAAAAAAACACAAAAGUGUAGAUCACGCAGUGCGUCAAAGUUUACUAAUAAUAAUAAUUGAACCUUUGUCGACGAAGGAAGAUCUUUAUAUUAGGUGCAUCGCGAUUUAUUGAUGAUGAGCGAUAUUUCAUUUUUUUACCUAUUCUUUUGUUCGAAAAUAUCGAUUGUAAAAGAUUGGCGUCAAGUGAAAUGAUUUUUUGAUUACUUUUCUACGUUGCUUCUUUUCAUGGGCACGACACGAAAAAAAAAAAAAGAAAAAAUAUAUAUAAUAAAAUACAAGAAAAAAUACAACAGACUUGUUUUUGCUUUGAAAGAACUGUGAUUAAAGAAGGAUCCGUCGAAACAAAAUAAACAAAUCACAAGUAAUACAAAAACAUUCUGUUGUUUGUUUGCUUGAGAAAGCUUCGUAAUCAAUAAUGAAACAUUACAAAACACUAAAGUCUAAACAUUAGACAGCAUGUAAAUGCAAUAGAUUUAAUUAGUUUCUUGAGCUUACGUGUUAUACUUUUUACGACUUACCGACUAAGUAAGAUAUUUACCAUAUAAAUAUAUACCGUAGGGUUCAGUUCUUUCGCUGAAUUCCAUUCUCUGUCAAUAAAAAGUCGAUGCAUCUGAAGAAACAAAAAAUUAAAACACGUUUACUCUUAAAUUCUAAUUGUUAUUUAGACAUGCGCGCGUGCGUUGCUGCUGUCAUAACGACGAGACAAGAAUGGUCGAUAUUUGGUUGUUAUAGUGAUGAUUAUAAACAGCGGCUAGGGGAAUUAAAAAAUUGGUGUGCAUGUGUGCUUUCUGUCAGCCACGUUUUAUUACUUUUUUCUAUUCAAUAAAAAGUGCUUUCUAUACAUAGUGCGAUUAUAAUAUAUUACCGUCGUUUACGGUAUUCAGGUUAUAAAUACAAUCCUAUCAUUCAUCUGUUUUUUUAAUAAUGGAGAGUUUACCGCUGCUACCAGGAUACAUUUUUUCAGAUACAGAUCCUCUGGUAGGUUGAUUUUUUCCCUUCGUUUAUUUGUUGAACGGAAACUAGAAUACAUUGUUAUGUUAUAUAUUGUUGUUCCAAAGAAGUACAAGUCAGCCACAUUGUUGAAGGAAUGAGGUUGAAAUGAAUUGUAAAUCGAGGAUUUGAAGCGUAGAAGAUUAUUUUAUUUGUCAGGAUGAAGUCGUGAUACAAGUUUUUUUUUUAUUUUUCUCUAAUUUCAUCGUUGCUCGUAUUACUAUACCAAAAUUAGAUUAGUUAUGGGCAAAAUAUUUUAUUUCGGCACAAUUAAUGAAUUGAAAAAAGGACGAUUAAUGAAAAAAUACAGUUAAUCGAAUUAAUGACAAAAUAAGAAAAAAUCAAUUAACGUUAACUGUUCAAGUGAUAUAACUAACAUUUACGUCAGACACGCAGUCCAAUAAAAUAUAGAUAAUUGAAUCAUAAAAGAAAAUUGGUAUUCUAGUUUUAAGGAUUUAACGAUCGACGUGUGAUAAUAAAAAGAUAAAGGGUGAAUUUCACAGCUGAAGGAUUACAAAGUGAAACAAAAGCUGAAAUACUCGAACGGCUUGCCAGUGAUAAGGGACGACUUGAAUCCUGAUGAUGUCAAGUGCAACGCAAUGUUCGUCGAGUAAGUUAACAAAAAUUUGCUUCUUUUUCUCUUACUAAUAAUAAUAAAUUGGAAGCAGUAGACUGCAUUGAAGAGUUUCUAUGCCUCCUUGAAGAAUUUAAUAGACAAGCAAAAUUUAAAUAAUAGUUAAACAGAGUUAAAACCAAGAAUAAUAUUAGUGUAAUAAAAGCAGCCUCUAAAUAUGUAGUUCUACUUAAGUGUGCAAAAAAACAUUGAUGUGGAACUUAAACGCAAAAAAUAAGUGCAGUUAUAUAGGCCAUGUGUAAUUCGCUCUUUAGUAUGUUACAUCACGACACACACAUGCUCUAUAUAUAUAAAUAUAUUUUUAACGGGAAAUUCUGAAUAUUUUUGUCACACAUACACGUAUACAUAAACCAGCAACAACAGAAAUGUGUAUUAUAUAAUUAUUUUGAUAAUGAUUCACUAAAUGACAUUUACAAAAAAAAAUGGCGGUCGACAUAUUGUAUUUUAAUUUAAAAGCAAAUUAUGUAUUUCACAAUUUUGUAACAAUUACAUUUAAUAAAUCGUGCCAAUUUCAACUUUUUCGAAUAUACAUACAUUUUCUCUUUUCGCUCUCAUGGCUCGCUUCAUCGGCAUUCAAUUUCUCUCCUUUUGUUCGUUUUGUCGCGUAGACGAAAUAGAAAGCGAUGCAUUUCUUUUUUUGCUGUCAGUGUAAGGUAUAACGCCGUUUAAUAAAAAAUCGAUGCAGUCGUGCAGUUGGAAAUACAUUGUGUUACUUAUAGACAGACACGUGUUUCGAUGACAUUGAAAUCAGCUUACCUUUUCUUAUUUUGUUCACGCAUUCGACCGUUUCAAACAAAAAAAAACAAUAAGGCACAUCCCCGAGUUAACAUACGGUCGUCCACG